AGCCUCUGUUUGUCUUCUCUGAUCGAUUGCUGCAACCUUUCCUGCUUGAGCAAGAAAUAAAACUGCCUUUAGCGGAGAAUUCUUGGGUGACACUUGUCAUUGCUGAUCAUCAUGUCUUCUAUUAAAAUCGAGACUGUUGUGAAGCAGAAGAACAGGAUGGGGGAGUGCCCCACGUGGGAAGAAAGGGAGAAUUCCCUUGUAUAUGUAGACAUCAAUUCGCAGAAAGUUUGCCGCUGGAACUCAAUCACCAACGAAGUUCAGUGUGUGUCUGUGGAUGCUCGUGUUGGCUCAGUAGCCCUUCGCAAGAGUGGUGGCUAUGUGAUUGCUUUAGGAAGAAAGUUUGCUUUCUUGAACUGGGAAGAUCAAGUUGUCACUGAUAUUACUGAAGUGGAACAGGAUAAACCAAACAACCGAUUCAAUGAUGGAAAAGUAGACCCAAGGGGUUCUUUUUUUGCAGGUACCAUGGCCGAAGAGACAGCACCUGGAGUGAGAGCAAGGCACCAGGGAGCUCUUUAUACUCUCUUCCCUGAUUGUGGUGUCGUGAAGCAGUUAGAGAAGGUGGACAUCUCCAAUGGGCUGGAUUGGUCGCUCGAUCACAGGACCUUCUUUUACAUCGAUAGCCUGGCCUAUGCCGUGCAUGCCUUCGACUAUGAUGUGCAAACAGGAAUGAUUGAUCGUAGCAGUUGCAGGCCUGUGUACAAGUUGGAGAAAGAGGAGGCAAUGCCUGAUGGGAUGUGCAUCGAUAGAGAAGGGAAGCUCUGGGUGGCCUGCAUUGAUGGUGGACGAGUGAUCCGCAUCGACCCUGAAGCAGGAAAAAGAAUUCAGACUGUCAAGAUGCCUGCUUCCAGGAUCACAUCUUGUUGCUUUGGAGGGAAAGACUAUUCAGAAAUGUAUGUCACUUCGGCCUACGAUGAACUGGAUAGCAAUGCGUUAGCCAAGGAACCCCAGGCUGGGGAAAUUUUCAAGAUAACAGGACUGGGUGUGAAAGGCAUCCCACAGAACUACUUCACUGGUUAAAUAUUCAUAUGUGCUCGAUAUUCAACCCAUGGUGGACAACAAGAGAAGCAUGAAUUUCAAACCUGUAUGCUUAUCUGAAGGCUACCUAUAUAUCCUUUAUGUACUGUAAUGUUCCAUAACUGGUUCCCCCCCUUCUCCAUAUGUUUAUUUUUUUAUGCUUUCCCCCCAAAUAGGAGAAAUGGCAGCUUAGGACUGUAUGUGAACGUUAGGAUUUUCAGUGGUUCCCCAUCAAGCAAGGAUCAACUUCCUCUAUUAAUUCUUUGUACAAGCAGAGAGCAAUUUGUAGCGUCUGCUUGCUGAAAGGUCACAUUCGCUUCCCAGUAGCAAUUUCCAUUUUAAUUCCCUUGAUUGAUUUCAUUAGAAUUCUUAAGAGUAAAAUUGGCCUCUGAGGAGAGGACAGACCUAUGUUAAUACGAAAUAAAAUUACGUUGAAAACUGUACAAGUCGAUCCUGUUUACCUGCUCUGGGAAGGAGGGAGGUGUUUCUGUUUCCCUACAACCGACGUUUUGAUUAAAAGAAAGUUAUUGAGUGAAUUAAAUUACAGUGCAUGGAAAUGAAUAGCUAUAGAAAUGAACAAGGGUUUUGUCAGAAAGAGCAAGGGCUGUAAUUCAGCUUGUAAUUAAAAGGAUUUGCAUUUUAAACAUGAUUUGACAGUUCAGCUGUUAUUCCAAUAAACUCAUGUAAAUGUCAAGAAUAAACUAAUAUUAAUUGGCUAGUAAAUGGGCAGGCCUGUGAAAAGUGGGUGGUGGCAGAUAUAGGAGACAGUCUCAUCACAGGUGAAAGGCAAACAGGCAUGAUACAUCAUGAGACAUGGAGUGUUUAGUUAUAAUUUCAUUUAAAAUUAAAAAGCAGCUGGUGUUUCCUGCUUCUCAUCUGAGAGAAUUUUCAACUGUACGUUCUUUGCCCUCAGUUAGAUUUAGGGACAGCACCUGUCUGCACAUAGCAGCAGAGCCCUGGAGAAAACAUCACAAGGAUGCAAAAUUUGAUUCUGCUACGUUUGCCUUACUUACAAGUAAUGUAAAGAACUCUGUCACAUUUUCUUUCCGGUGGAUUUUUCUCCCUCCUGCAACUUGAAUGUGUGGUUUUCAUUUAAGCUGUUAUGAAGUUAUUAUGAAGAACAUUUUGGAAUAUUGGGGUGGGGUGAAUAUCUUCCAACUUUGGUAAAAUUAUUUUAAUUGGUGUAAUGCAAUUAUUAUCCAAUUAUAUUUUACAUAAUGAAUUAAUGAUGAUAAAUCUUGUCAGACUAAAAUUUUAGAAUAUAUUUUAGAUUGUAUUUCUGAUCGAUUCU
This is a messenger RNA of Lacerta agilis (Sand lizard), 2305 nucleotides long. Its product is annotated as regucalcin-like. Gene Ontology annotation, molecular function: calcium ion binding; gluconolactonase activity; enzyme regulator activity. The record is from RefSeq and is a predicted model, not a curated record. Lineage: Eukaryota; Metazoa; Chordata; Lepidosauria; Squamata; Lacertidae. The coding region runs from base 112 to 1017 and encodes 301 amino acids. The transcript has 7 exons. Gene Ontology annotation, biological process: L-ascorbic acid biosynthetic process.